Molecule: messenger RNA, 1715 nt
Organism: Gopherus evgoodei (Goodes thornscrub tortoise)
Lineage: Eukaryota; Metazoa; Chordata; Testudines; Testudinidae
Gene: RHBDD3
Product: rhomboid domain containing 3
Exons: 6
Coding region: 329-1441 (370 amino acids)
Cellular component (GO): membrane
Molecular function (GO): serine-type endopeptidase activity; protein binding
Source: RefSeq, a predicted model, not a curated record
GCUCCCUGGCUGGCCCAAGCUCUGUGCAGGGAUGGAAGUGCCUAGCAGAGGAGCAUGGCAAAAUGGCUGUGUGAUGUCCUUCUCUCCCCUCUUGGCCAGGGUAAGGCCACACCGCCUCCUCCCCUGCCCCGGAGCCGCAGGGAAAGCUGGCCUGCUGGAAGGAGAUGAGCCACGUCCCCAACCAAGUUUUCAGAGCAGCCUGGAGAGACAGUCCCCGAGUGCUGCGAACUUCCCAGGCCCUGGUUGCUUCUGCCUGCCUUGCUGAGUCCCCUGAAAUCCAGGGUCCCUCCAAGAGCCAUGGUGUAGCUGGCUCUCCCCUCUCAAGGUGAUGUUGUCCAGGAGGCGCCUAACAUGGUUGUGGGGACUGGAGGGCCCCCCACUUGCUUCCGUUACCCUAAUGCUGCUUCUUGGCGUCGUUUGGCUGCUGGGGGGUUGCGAGAAUCUGUCCUUAGCGCCGGCACUGCUGUUCAGAAACUUCCAAGUGUAUCGUCUGGCAACCUACUGCCUGUGCCACACGGACCCCUCCCUCCUGCUCCUCAACUUGCUGCUCUUUCCUGUGCUGGGCUGGCGCCAGGAGCGCCAGCAGGGGACCCUGCGCUACCUCCACGCCUCCCUGCUCAGCGCGGUGAUCUCGGCUCUGCUCUACCUCAUCCUGGCUGGGCUCUGGGCGCCUGCCCCUGAUGCUGCCAGCGGCUACACUCCGGUCCACCUGGCCAUGCUGGGGCGCCAUCUGGUACUGAGGAGCAGGGCUGGGGCCUCGGGGCAGGUUGGGGCUGGGGCCCUGCCCUGGCUUCUCCUCGCGUUCAGCCAGCUUCUCUCCCCCGGGUGCCCCUUCCUCCUCCACCUGAGUGGUGCGCUCACAGGGCUGGCCUUGGCAGAUUGGUCCCGGUCUUGUCGUGGCUGGAGCUAUCGGAGAGGCGCCUGGAAGUGCUACAUGAUGGGGCUGUCUGCAGGACACUGGCGAGAAGUGGCUUCGUCCGCUUUAUCCUGUGUCCAAGAGCGGGGAUCCUUCCCACUAGCCAUGCGGCCAGCACCAGGGGCAGAUCUCCAUGGGAGUCCUCCCCCCUGGGACAGCCCCAGCCUGCACUCUGGGGCAUCACUCUUGGGUUUGGGAGAGGUCCUGCUGGAUGAGCAGCUGCUGCUGGCCGGGAUCCAGGCCUCCCUGAGGGACGCCAGCCUGGAGGCUGCCGUGAGCGGAGUGCAGCUUUCCAAAUCCUCUGUCUCCUCUCUGCGGCUGCAGCAGCUUGAGAGGAUGGGCUUUCCCACGGAGCAGGCGGUGGUGGCACUGGCAGCCACGGGCCGAGUGGAGGGGGCCGUCUCACUGCUUAUUGGAGGCCAGGUCGGGGACGAAGCCGUGGUAAUGUCGGAGAGCAGGCCAGCCUGCCGUGAGCAUCUGCUUCCCACAGAGCAAGCCGUACCGUGCUUUCCCACCGCAGAAUAAAGGGCCCCAGUAAUUAACAGUGGAAAUAACGGCCCCAGGCUGAACCACUGGGUUUAAGAUCACCAGGCCCUGAGGGAAGGAAGAGAGCAAAGCCCAUUACCGGAAACACCAUGAGCUUGGGGGCAUGCACCCUCUAUCCCAAGAUGGGGGAGUCCUGUAGGGCUCAGCUCCAGGCCUGGGCUCCAUGGGGAAUGGUUAGGCUCAUAGACUUUAAGUUCAGAAGGGACCAUUAUGAUCAUCUAGUCUGACCUCCUGCACUAUGCAGGCCAUACAA